UAUAAAUAUAUCCUGUGUUAUAUAAAAGAUAAACUUAUAAUGUGCUUACCGUCAAUAUUUAAAAGGCAGCAUAUUUAUACAUGCACGAGAAGUGAGAAGUGACUGAAGUUAGCGAUUUCAAUAUUAAAUAAAAUUAUAAUGCCUAAAAACAGAGAAGUGUCGAUAAAUAACUGGAUUAAAGACAAUCCCCAUUUUAAAUAUCAUGAAGGUGACAAAUUAUUUUGCAGACUUUGUAAUAAAGUUUUUUCCUGUAAGAAGAAGUUUCACAUCCUACAACAUGAGAAGACCAAUGCACAUAAAAGGUUGCUAUCGAAGAGAGUUUCUAAGCAAUCACAGUUACCUGAAUCAAUUACAGGCAAUGGAAAUGUGAAAGCAACCUUCUAUAUGGAUUUAUGUACAGCACUAAUUGCUGCAAAUAUACCUUGGUAUAAGUUAGAUAAUCCGCAAUUUCGACAGUUCCUAGAAAAAUACAGCUUGACUAACAUUCCCGAUCGCACAACGCUAAGCAAACUUUAUUUACCAAAGUGUUACAAUCAGGCAAUAAGUGAUAUUCGAGCAGAUAUAGGCCACUAUAAUGUUUGGAUAUGUGUGGAUGAAACUACCGAUUCAAUGGGACGGUAUGUUGCAAAUUUAAUAGUAGGAAAGCUCUCAAAAGAUAUGUUAACCACUCCGCACUUACUGUCUUGUAAGGUUUUGGAAAGGACAAAUCAUUGCACAGUAGCAAGAUUUGUGAAUGAUAGUCUUGCUAUACUGUGGCCAAAUGGAAUACAAUACUCAAAAGUUAGUCAUGUACUCUGAUGCAGCUCCAUACAUGCUUAAAUGUGCAACAAGUCUUAAAGUGUUUUACCCCAACCUUAUACAUUUCACAUGCAUGGCACAUGCGCUAAAUCUUGUAGCGGAGGUA
Photinus pyralis (common eastern firefly) is the source of this 904-nucleotide messenger RNA. RefSeq lists its product as uncharacterized. Gene Ontology annotation, biological process: regulation of transcription by RNA polymerase II. The transcript is spliced from 4 exons. The record is from RefSeq and is a predicted model, not a curated record. Bases 139 to 798 code for a protein of 219 amino acids. Gene Ontology annotation, molecular function: double-stranded DNA binding. Gene Ontology annotation, cellular component: nucleus. Lineage: Eukaryota; Metazoa; Arthropoda; Insecta; Coleoptera; Lampyridae.